AUGAGUGAAGAUUCUGCGCGGUCGCGUUCGCGGAAUCGCAACGUUAUAUAUGAAAAACGUCGGGAGUUACUUUUCGAUUGGUGUAAUGACCUGUCCAGCGGGGAGGUGCCAGAAGUUGAGAUCGUUAGCCUUCUACAAGAACACAUACCAAAGUACCGCUUGAGAGCAGAUAGCCUCACCCAGUUUGGAGGAUACGAAAAUCAAGACUGGUUUAUACCUUCGCCGGCGUUGCCUGUCAGCCCAGAAGAUCUCGCCCUCACGCCUGACCAGAUCAGGGAAACGCUCAAUUAUUUUCGUAUGUACAUCUUAUAUUUAUCUCAAUUGUUAGUGUCUAAUGGCACUGUUAUAAGUUAA
Pieris macdunnoughi is the source of this 354-nucleotide messenger RNA. Lineage: Eukaryota; Metazoa; Arthropoda; Insecta; Lepidoptera; Pieridae. The record is from the annotation of a GenBank genome assembly.